Messenger RNA from Saccharomyces kudriavzevii IFO 1802, 285 nucleotides. It is a transcript of the gene SPC1, whose product is annotated as signal peptidase complex subunit SPC1. The record is from RefSeq and is a predicted model, not a curated record. The transcript has a single exon. Gene Ontology annotation, cellular component: signal peptidase complex; endoplasmic reticulum membrane. Gene Ontology annotation, biological process: protein targeting to ER. NCBI's taxonomy places the organism in Eukaryota, Fungi, Ascomycota, Saccharomycetes, Saccharomycetales, Saccharomycetaceae. The coding region runs from base 1 to 285 and encodes 94 amino acids.
AUGUCUGCGAUAUUACAAGACAUACAAAGGAAGUUAAUUUUACCAAUAGAUUUUCCCAGCCAACGGAAAACAGAAAAACUUCAACAUUUAACACUCACAAUUGGAGCAGUGGUAGCAUGCAUGUUAGGAUUUGCCCAACAGUCCCUUUACGUUCUGUUGAUCACAUAUGGCGCAAGUUGUGUGAUCACCCUGAUGUUUGUUUUGCCAGCUUACCCAUGGUACAAUAAACAAAAAUUGAGAUGGGCGCAGCCAAAAAUUGAGAUUAAUGUCGAUCAAUAUGACUAA